Rhipicephalus microplus (southern cattle tick) is the source of this 1194-nucleotide messenger RNA. RefSeq lists its product as uncharacterized. NCBI's taxonomy places the organism in Eukaryota, Metazoa, Arthropoda, Arachnida, Ixodida, Ixodidae. The record is from RefSeq and is a predicted model, not a curated record.
CGUCAUAACGCUAACCGCCGUUAGCGUUUCCCGUGGCGCAUGCCGCGUCGUUUCCUUUGCGGCAUGCUUUGCGGUGAUCUCGAGAAGAUCGCGCGCCUCCAUAGAGUUUCCUUAUUUUGGUGAGGAACCUUACGCGCGCCGCGGGAUAUCACAAGAUAGCUUUAGCCAGGGCCAAGACGAGCAGAGCGGGAAGUCGCUGCAGUUUGAAUCGCGAAACGCAGCGAAACCGACUUCGUAGAGAUGCAGGCAGCGGCUAGGCGUUUUCGUUUCACGGUCGAAACGGACAUUAACAUGUUGCGCGAGGUCCGAAAACGGAACCCGUACAAGGACACGACGCUGUGGCUGCCUGUGGCCGAAAACCUGUCCCGGACCGUCGGAAAAGCGAUCAGCGCGCGCGCCAUCAGAGAACGGUGCGAUCUUCUGCUCGCCCGGUUCGUCCAGGAUGACCGGGCCAGCCUCAGAAAGUCCGGCACAGAAGAACAACACCGCCAGAAGGAGAAUCUUCUGCUAGACGUUCUCCAAGUCGCCAGAAAGCACGGUUACCGUAUCCGCCCUGGCGCUGUAAGGAAGGUGGCGAGUGGCAGUGCUUCGAUCUGCCAGGCUCCGGCAGCCGCAAGCGUCGCCACGGACGACGACAGCAACACCGGCUCUGGAGAGCCGAACGUGUGGUCCAAAACGGUGUUUGACACGGUAGAAGUCAUCACUGGGCUGCCUGAGGGAACUUCAGAGGUGGUUGCGGACUCGCCACGAUCCCCUGCCUCCAAGGCGGAAGUAGACAACAACCAGACAAGCACUGCACAAACAGCAGCGGAGGGAGCAGUGCAAGGAGCCGGGGUUAGCGCUGCAGAGAGCACACCAAGGAAAGAAAGGGGAAAAAGGCGCGGAUCCGACCGCCACAUCAGGUUCUUCGAGAGAAGGCUCGCCUUGGAGGCUCAACAUAAUGAAAGAGUGGCAGCACAAGAAGACAGGCGGCUUGACCUUGAGGAAAGGCGCCUGGCCCUUCAAGAGCAGCAGCUGCAGCUCGACAGAGACGCCCACUUGCGGCGAGUGCACGAGUCUCGAGAGGCGCACGAGGAGCGUCGCCAAGAGAGAGCUAUGCUGCAGCAACAAAACCAGUUGCUCACGAAUGUUCUGGCAGCUGCUUGUCGAAAAACUUCAGAAAUGAACAUAUUGAUUGUGCCGUCUCUUGCCUGA